AACAGCGUUGUGCUCACCGUUACUGUAUGGAAAGCGAUAGCAACCUUUUGACAGACGAUGUCUAUAAGUAUCUGGUGGAGGGGACCUACUCUUCAGGGCUUACUGCCAAUCAGAAGAGAACAAUCAGGAAGCCGAAAAAUUUACAGUUAGAGACGGAGAGCUUUAUUACAAGAAGGUUUCGAGAGGAAAGAAGGUUACAGAGGUUCGAUUUAUUAAAACUAAAGAAGAACGGAAGAAAAUUCUUCGUGCAUGUCACGUGGAUCCGACGUCCGGGCACAUGGGGCUGAAGAAGACGUUGAAAAGGAUAAACGAGAGGUUCAUGUGGCAUGGGAUUGUUCAUGAUACGCAAACUAUGAUCAAGACUUGUAAUAUUUGUCAGAGGGCAAAUAGGGAGAUGACAACUUCAGUUCCAGAGCUUCACCCAAUACCAGUCAAGCUGCCUUGGUACCAUAUAGGAAUAGACUUUGUGGGACCAAUUACACCUGUCUCAACAGAAGGGCAAAGGUUCAUACUCACUAUCAGUGAUUACUUUUCAAAGUGGGUGGAGGCAGUUGCACUUCCCAGCAAGUGUGCAAGCGAUGUUGCAAGAGCGCUUUUCAAAAUUUUUAUGCGAAUGGGUCUCCCUCAGGUGAUUACAACAGAUCAAGGAAGCGAAUUCAGAAACAAACUGAACAGAGAACUUAUGCACAGUUUAGGAAUAAAACACCGUUUAACGACUGCAUACCACCCACAAGUAAGGACUCGAUGACUUGAAUAACUUCAUCAGAAAAACAUUAACGUAUACAUUUAUUUGCUUGUUUUGUAAGCUAAUGGCUUAGAUGAAAGGUUCUAUCAGACGUUGCAAACCAUGCUUGUUAAGUACGUGGAAGAAAAGAAAUAUGCUUGGGCUGACUUCUUGGAUACUUGCAUAUUUGCUUACAACACCUCACAACAGGAGUUAACACUUUACUCUCCUUUUGAAGUGAUGUUUGGUAGAAAAGCAACCAUUCCAAUUGACAUUGAUGUGCUGAAGAGUGAACCUUAUAGUCGUCUGCAGCAAUAUCUGCAGGGCAAUCAACUGUCAGCAUCAACAAUGAACAUGCUGACUGAUUGUCGAAAGGAGAUAGUGGAACAAGUCAAGAAGAACAUCAAGCAUGCCCAGGAGAAACAGAAGGAGUAUUAUGACCAUAGACGAGCUAAUCCAUCAUUGUACACCAUUGGAGCAAAAGUUCUUAAGAAGGACUUCUUACGAAGGAAGAGACUAACAGACAAACACAUUGAUGCAGCUCGAGAACUGCUGACAAAAUGGUUUCCACAUGUUCGAGGACUACAGUGCACCUUGCUGUCUCAAAGUCAGACAUUCGAAAUUCAAACUGGAGACUUUGCCCAAAUUUUAAACACCGUCGGACACUGGGUGGCAAUAGCAAGGACUGGUAGCCCAAGUGAUGAUGUCAACGUUUAUGACAGCUUAUAUAGUGUGUUACCUACAUCAACAAAAGAGUGCAUUGCAGGAAUAGUCUUCACAUCAAAUGAAGCGUUUAACCUGCGAUUCAUGGAUGUACAAAGACAAUCCAAUGGGAGUGACUGUGGACUGCAUGCCAUAGCAAUGCUCACAGCCUUAUUGCAUGGAGUCAACCCUAGUGAGGUGUCUUUUCAUCCUAGACAACUAAGGAGACACUUUCUCAUGUGCCUUCAGAAAGGUGAAAUGUCAAUGUUCCCCAUACUAAGAAGAAAGAGAUCUGCAGCUCCUGCCAAACGCAUCGAGACUGUACAUGUGUAUUGCAAGUGCAGAAAACCGGAAGGAGGAUCUCCAAUGGUGGCAUGUGAGUCCUGUGGUGAAUGGUUCCAUAAGAGAUGUGAAGAUGUUUCGGACAUAAUUUUUAGCAAUAAAAAGCUAUCUUGGUUAUGUUCAAAGUGUAAUGCUGUGUGAGUUACCUGUAGUUUAAUUGAGUGUUGUUUAGGGCCACAGAUCAAUAGAAUAUAUAUUACUUGCAUCCUGUCCACAGACAAAUGUAGUUUGAAUUCAUACACACUUAUCGCUAUGCGCAUCUAACGAGAAAUAAAUAC
Messenger RNA from Corticium candelabrum, 2046 nucleotides. RefSeq lists its product as uncharacterized. Gene Ontology annotation, biological process: DNA integration; proteolysis. The transcript is spliced from 4 exons. Bases 848 to 1909 code for a protein of 353 amino acids. Gene Ontology annotation, molecular function: nucleic acid binding; cysteine-type peptidase activity. The record is from RefSeq and is a predicted model, not a curated record. Lineage: Eukaryota; Metazoa; Porifera; Homoscleromorpha; Homosclerophorida; Plakinidae.